Messenger RNA from Folsomia candida, 2888 nucleotides. RefSeq lists its product as uncharacterized. The transcript has 3 exons. The record is from RefSeq and is a predicted model, not a curated record. Bases 77 to 577 code for a protein of 166 amino acids. NCBI's taxonomy places the organism in Eukaryota, Metazoa, Arthropoda, Collembola, Entomobryomorpha, Isotomidae.
UUUAUAUUUUACCACCUUCAAGAAAUGCGUUCUACAACUUGUCCCCUUCAAACUGGUCCUUCUAAGCUUCACCGCAAUGUCCACUCUUGAGAAGGUUGUACAAGAAAAAGUGAAUCAUGGGAAGAAAGCCAGAUUGGAAAUAUUGGUAUCCCUUUUUCAUUUCCGCCGCCUCAUUGCCAACAUCACGGAAAAUUUCAGUAAAAUCCUGUCACUUCAUUUGACCCUCGGGAUGCUGGACACUUUCCACUUGUUCUCCACUUACGGGGACAAGUGUGGCCCAUCGGACUACAUCGAUGCGUCAUUUAAUUGUGCAGUCUUUUUGAUUACCGUGAUCGCAUGGAUGAAGAUGCAUGGCAAGUGGAUUUGUAUGGAAGCGAAGCUGCUGAGUUACGAAUCUUUAGAAAUUCUGGGCCUUGGUGAGGGCACAUUUCCUGAAAAAUGUGGACACGAAACUUUUCGAGAAGAACUGUACUCCAUGGAUAUGAAACACUACUUCACGUCAAUGAUGCCAAUUACGGGAAUGAUGGUGAUAAGUGUCCUCUUCUUAACGGUGGGUCCUCGUUUAUUCUAUUUGUAGACAAUUGGAGGAAAUUUCUAGCCCGGGAUGGAAGGCUUUUUGCUGUCUUUAGACCCGGCCAUAAGUAGAAUACUUAUUUGUUGUAAUUCAAUUUAUAAAUAUGUACAUACAUACUUGUGCAUUAUUUUAAUGUGGCAUGAUGAUGAAAUGGUUUGAAUGAUUUGCGAAUUGUAAUUGUAUUAUGAUUAUUAAUGAAUAUUGAGGAGGCAUGUUGGGACUUUGUGAACGUUUGUCAUCUCUCGUCUUAUCUAAUGUGACCGACUCACCUUAGCGUCAGGGUACUACUCAUUCAUUGGGAGGACCUUGACCUGAGGAGUGAGUACUUUUAAGUUUAUGAAAAAGUUGUAGUCCGUUAAGUAUGUAGACUCGGUGGAAGGAGUUUACUCUUUCUAAAAUUAUGUAUUGCAUCUUCCUGUCUUUAAGUUUUUGAGAAAUGCUAUUGAGCAAAUAAUUCGAUUUUCUGCCAAAAUAAACACAGUGCAAUAAAUAACGGUGAACAGUAUACUUAAGUAUGUAUUGUAAUCUUGUGAAUGUUUAAAUCAUAACUAUGUACCUAGUAGGGCCAAUUGAAAUGACCAACGAUUUCCGUGCCCCCAAAAAAUUAGUAGGAAUUAGGUUAGACAGUUGUACUAUUUUUUAUUGAAAUCCCCCCUGUCGAUCAGAAACCAUGUUCCGAAUUUUUUUGUGACCCAAGGUGCCAAAGUGACAGAUCGGCCAAACCGACGUGUUGCAAUUUUUGAGCAACAUUUUGGUAAACUAAAAAAUCCGGCAUUUUUUAAUUGCUCAAUAAAAAUCGGAACUGAACGCAUGAUGGUCGACCGUAUCACAAAAUGAUCCACUGACACUAGCAGUGACGACUGCCGAAAAAUAAGGGGAAGGAGACGAUCAGAAAGGUCACCAAAAUUCACGAAGGCGCAAAAAAAUGGAUUCGUCGAAAUUUAUGCCGAGCCCUAAGAAAAUUUCCCUCACAAAUGAACGGAUGAAGUAAAAGUAAGUCCAAAGCCCUUAAAUUAAACCUUGGACUUUUGUCUACAAGAUAUGAGGAGAAACACUUCCUAACUUCAUGCCAAGUAAAAGCAGACCCAUCAGAACCCGGGCGCUUAUCAUGCGCUACGCGCUUGAAAAAUGGAAACGAAUAUUUUUAACACAUGAGCCUACCUUUAUGGGUGAAACCAAAUAAAAUAGCAGAGAUACAGUUUCUAAACCCUACUAGUCUGGACUAAUCGUAAAAAUUUCAAUACUGUUAAUCGGACCCACCAUUCCGGUUCUAUGAUUUUUUUAUUGGGCGUAAGUUGGAUUUGGUCGAAAACGUGAUUUUUCUUCUUUUGUGGUGAAAUUUCGUGUCAAAAAAUAUUUUUUUGAAGUUAUCGAGCGAAUUGUGGAACCACUGAAUCACUACCAAAUUAAAAGUACCCAUUAGGCAUUCAAUAAGAGCUCAGGUCCUGUUCAUGAGACCAAAAUAUUUAUUGGGUGGUUGAAAUGCUAAAUUCCUGGCUUCAUUUCGGACCAAGGAUAAAAUUCACUGUCGCCGAACGUCAACAUGCUGGAAUACGAUAUAUCGUUCAAACUGAAGCUAGAUACAUAAGCUAAACGCUACACAAGUUUGGAACCCUUAAAAAAAUCUAUAGCCUAGAACUGAGACCAAUAUCCCGAGGAAUGAGUGCGUACCGCGGGUUAGAUGAAGAUACCGGGAAGAUGAAGAUUUCGGGCUGGUGUCGCUUCAAAAGGAGAAAAUGUUGAAAGCCGGUUGGUCUAUCUUGAAGAGAAUUUAAUGGGCUUUCUCAUGAUAUCGUUAGUCUUUCAAAAUUCCCUAAACUGGGUUCGCUACAUUAAUUUAUGUAUUGGUCAUAACACUUGGCCCUACCAGGUACAUACCUAUAAAUGGUCGGUUCACGAAAAAUGUCAGUUUUCAUGUGGUGACAAUUCGCCACAUAUCCACAAAUAUGUAUGUAUGUACGUAGUUUCCACCAUUUGUAUGUAAACUCAAAAAUCUGCAAUGUCCUCCAAAUAUGUAAAUCUCUAUGUAGAGGGUGUUCCGGAAGUAAUGCAACUUUGGUCAAAUGCACAUAUAAACUCAACGAAUGAAUUUUUUAAAGCGAAAUUUUGGUCAGAAAGGGACAAAGGUUAAAGCUAAUUAAGUUUUGCUUCCAAUGGUCCGUACACCCCUUCCGCCAAAUUUGGAGACGUUUUUGUUGGGCGCUCACAAUUAGUGCUUCGCCACUGUUUUUGGUCACCUUUUUUGAGAUUUUUGACCACAUGUGUUGAAAUAAGUUCAAAUUUUUGACUGAAGUUUUUCGAUUACAAUAUUUUU